AAACUCAUCUCUUUCUCUCUCUUCUUGUCGUUUCUUCUUCCUCCUUCUUUCUCUCUGUGUUUCUUCUCCAUUCUUUCUCCUCUCUCAAUUAUUCCCCAAACGAACCCUAACCCCAAACUCACGGCAACAAGGACGGCGGGACGGCGACGAGUACGGCUUCCAUCUUUCUCCUCUCAUUUUUUCCCCAAACCCAUCUCUUAGAACCCUAGCCCCAAACUCACGGCAACAAGGACGGUAAAUCGGCAACGAGGAAGGCGACGAGUACGACUUCCAGUUUUCUGCAGUUUGUGAGUCCGGAAGGGGUGACAUUUAAAGGUCGAUAUGGCUGAGAGACAACAGCAUGAGCCUCAGCAUGCCACUGAUCCACAGUUACAGUCGCCUGCUUCAAAGGAGGACAUGAUCUCCUAUGUGAUGGCCUUGGAGGCUGCUUUGCUACCAUGCUUGCCUGCAAGAGAACUUCAAGCAAUUGAUCGUUCUCCGCAUCCUUCUCAUCAGAUUGAUGUUGAGAGACAUGCUCGAGAUUUUAUGGAGGCAGCCAAAAAGCUUCAGCUCUAUUUUAUUGGUUUGCAACGAGAGGAUCAACCUACCAGAGCAGAAACCCUACGAAAGGAGAUUGCUAUGAUGGAAGAAGAGUUGAAAGUAAAGUCUGAGCUUAUCAACAAGCAAGAGAAACUGAUUCAAGGAUGGAGGACAGAGUUGAAAGACCAAUUAGACAAACACAAUAUUGAGUUGGAAAAAGUGUAACAGAGUGAAGAUAGCUCUAUGCUAAUUUAAGACAUUUUCUAUAUUGUUAUGUGAAUUUUCCUGUUCCACAAAUUAGUGGUCAGAUUUUCUGCUGUGGGCAUGCUCUUCAACUAGAAUAUACAAAUAUUCAUGCUCUAGAUCUGAUCAUGCAACAUAAGAUUGGUUUGAGGCAUUCGCCCUGUGGUUUGCAAAUGCUGAAGUAGAUAAAUUGACUGACUUGUAACUUUUGUCUUGUGACCGCCUAGAUUCUCUGUAAGGCAGGAUGCAUCUGAUUAUGGCUGAUUGUAUUACAAGAGCUGUCUGGAUGAACUCUACGCAAGUGCUGUGAAUAAAUCAUCUUGGUGUGGAUAUAAA
Sesamum indicum (sesame) is the source of this 1098-nucleotide messenger RNA. NCBI's taxonomy places the organism in Eukaryota, Viridiplantae, Streptophyta, Magnoliopsida, Lamiales, Pedaliaceae. The record is from RefSeq and is a predicted model, not a curated record.